AGAGAGAGAGAGAGAGAGAGAGAGAAGACGAAGAAUGCCGAAGCGGACGACGCACACGUACUCGAGCGAGGACGCGGCGCCGGACGGGCCCAACUCCGAUCUCUUCGUUUAUUACUGCAAGCACUGCAGUUCCCACGUCCUCAUCACUGAUACUCAAUUGCAGAAAAUGCCAAAGCGCAAGACUGACAAAGCACACGUGCUGGAUAAGACAAAACAUCUUGCUAGGCUCAAUGUUAAGGAGGCAGGAAAAAUUCUUCUAAAACGUGGUGAAGGAAAAUUAGAAAAGCAAUUUCGCAUGAGCUGUACUGGUUGUGAACUUUUUGUCUGUUACCGCUCAGAAGAAACUUUGGAGCAUGCCACUUUCAUUUAUAUUGUUGACGGUGCUCUGAGCUCAGUUGCUGCAGAAACAAACCCACAGGAUGCUCCUGUUCCCCCUUGCAUAUCCCAAUUGGAGGGUGGUCUUGUUCAAGUUGCAAUAGAAGUAGAAGACCGUGCUCAACGUUCAGCAAUAACAAGAGUUAAUGCUGAUGAUGUUCGAGUUACUGUAGCUGCUCCAGCUGCCAGAGGAGAAGCUAAUAGUGAGCUGUUAGAAUUCAUGGGCAAGGUGUUGGGCUUAAGAUUGAGUCAAAUGACCCUUCAGAGAGGUUGGAACAAUAAAUCAAAGCUUCUCAUUAUUGAGGACUUAUCGGCAAGACAAGUCUAUGAGAAGCUUCUCGAAGCUGUGCAGCCUUGAAGCAGCUGAUCAGAAUGAAGCAGACACCACUUUUACUGGAUGAAAAAUCUAAUUGUGAUUGCAGCUGCUGGUGGAUAAUUGCUUUUUAAAACCUGAUCAAGUAUCAUAAUUGAAAAUCUUGUUGCAUGCCGUUGCCAGUUCAUCGUUAUAUUGUCUCCCUGUCUGUAAGAAUAUCGAAGCAAGCUGAGGUGGUGCUUAAUGCAUUGG
Musa acuminata subsp. malaccensis (wild Malaysian banana) is the source of this 940-nucleotide messenger RNA. RefSeq names its product UPF0235 protein At5g63440. The record is from RefSeq and is a predicted model, not a curated record. Lineage: Eukaryota; Viridiplantae; Streptophyta; Magnoliopsida; Zingiberales; Musaceae.